GCAGGGCAUGCACAUGGCGCUCCGCGAGUGCCUGCUGACGCAUCUGUCGGGCCGCGAUCCCGAGGCCAACCUCAGAGUGUCACCGGCUGCCGUCGAAGAGCUCUGCGCUUGGACCAACAUGUCCGCAAUGAGCAGCCUGCGCACAGACGCCGACGUCGACAAGGUGGUGCCGUACAGGGCUGGAUCCACAUUCUACUGCGCCCUGUCCAAGCUGAAGAUCACGCCGCGUGAAUACAUCAGGUCAUACGAGGAUUGCCACAAGGACUACAAGAGCCUCAUUGGUCCCGAGCACGAAGACUGAUGAGAGUG
Molecule: messenger RNA, 309 nt
Organism: Dermacentor silvarum
Lineage: Eukaryota; Metazoa; Arthropoda; Arachnida; Ixodida; Ixodidae
Exons: 3
Coding region: 8-301 (97 amino acids)
Source: RefSeq, a predicted model, not a curated record